ACAAGAGUAUUUUUAUAUCUCUCCUGCCUUCGCUGAUAUUCCACUCGGACUGUGGAGUCCAGUUUCCUCUCCUCCCAAAAAAUGCCAUCUAAAAUCCCAUUCGACUGCUGAUAGUGCUGGGUAUUCACCCGAUGGGAACUUUCUGAUUGUCCCUCGCCAAGUCUUGAAUUGAAGCUCAGAACAGAGUAAAACAAGUUAGCUUUCAACUAUAGUAACAUUUUAACUUAUGGAAAAGCUCUUUGUUUUUGAAGGAUAGAAGCUUCAAAGGAUGUUAGUAUGAUGAAACACUUUGUAUUAAUCCUUUACGCCUUAAUAAGCUCUACACGACUGUGCCAAGUAGCAAUCGGAAGGAUACACGAGCCAAAGGGAAAGGAAAUAUCACAGCUGCUGACCAAGCUUCUGGAUUGCUCCCGAUAUGAUGGCCGACUUCGACCAAAUUACGGCGAAGGUCCAGUUGAAGUCUCGGUAGGGUUUUGGAUUUUGUCUAUUGAAAGAAUUGAUGUUGUCAACAUGGAUUUCACAAUCGACAUAUUUCUUCGACAACAAUGGACCGACAAGAGACUGGAUCACGGUUUGAAUCAUACCAUCACACUCAGCAGCCGCUGGGCCAUGAAAAAGAUCUGGGUUCCAGACUCCUAUUUUGUGAACGCGAAAACAGGCCGCAUGCAUCGAGUAACCACUCCUAAUAUGAUGCUUAUGUUAGGUCCUGGAGGAGUGAUAAAAUACAACGCAAGGACAACAAUCAAAGCAGCAUGUCUCAUUGAUUUACGAAAGUUCCCUAUGGACAGUCAAGUUUGCCCGCUAGUGCUGGAAAGCUAUGGCUAUAGUGCAGAACAUAUUCGAUAUAAAUGGGAAGUCUCUGGAACAGACGGCCACUCUUUCGUUCCAUCUGAAGUGCGCCUUAUGCCGAACUAUGAACUGACAAACAUAAACCUCUCGCUUACCAUGAACAUAUAUGUUGUUGGCAAUUUUUCGGGUGUUUGUGCGACAUUUACCUUCAAACGUUCCUACAGUUACUUUUUAAGUCACAUGUAUGGCACUAGCUCAGUGAUUGUGGCUAUAUCUUGGAUUGGGUUUGUUGUUCCUUUUGAGCAAACCGCUGCCCGCAUCGCUCUUGGCAUUACUUCGCUAUUGACGGAGGUUACCAUUUUGAACAUGAUGAACAACUCUAUGCCAAAGGUGAGUUAUGUUAAAUCAAGCGACAAGUUUCUGAUUGGUUGUUUUGUGUUCGUGUUUUUGACCCUCAUCGAGUACUGUGUCGUGCUUUUGUUGAAAGCAAAGCAAAAGCAGAGGAGUAUCAAGGCCCGUAAAAGUGCAGGAAAACAGCAGGAAAAGGAUGAGAAAUGUGACCAUAUGGAACCGAAGGACUGGAUAAGGAAUGGCACUUUAAUCAACACAGAGGAGUGUGACAUCAAAUUUCCUCAUGGUAGUUCGAGGAAAGCUACAAGCGAAUACUCUUCGAGGUGCACCUCAGCUACCUUCAGACAUACUGAUGUUGGCGCUCUCCUUCCCUGGGAGAAAUCGCAGAUGCACUGCAAAACAUUUAUAGAACAAGUCGAAGCAAGGAUUCUUACAGAUGCGUUUAUAUUGAGCAUAGACGAGUAUUCCUUCAGAGUUUUUCCUCUUGCUUUUGCUGUGUAUAAUGCUUGCUACUGGAUGGAUUAUCUUUAAUGAAUUGGAUACUUUUAAUUAUAAGCAUGCUUAUACAAAAGAGCCAAUGAAUAAACUGUAUCGACGAGGAACUCAACCGAAGGGUCCGGCGAAACUGACCAAUUACAUUUGACAAACGCCACUUACGUCUUUAUUCAAGAACCAGGUUCGAAGUAUUCGUUGAACUGAUAACUCUCCUAUAAAUCCUUAUGAUCGAUUUCUUUCAGGUUUUCGAAGCUAGUUACUGGGUCUCACUCCGAGGAGUUACAUAGUGAAUAAAUAAAUAAAUACUGUCGAUAAACAGCAUUGAGUUCAAUGGUAGUAGUAACGAAAGCAACAUUUUAGAACUCGUUAAGAACCUCUUGAGUAGUCCACAUAAUGUAAUGUAAUGUAAUAAAGGAUUUCCAGGUCCAUGGAGCUUUGCAACACUCUACGGUGGAAUUUGGCCAGAAGCAAAAAAAGGAACGCUUAAGUAUGUUACACCUAUUGCUUUCCCAUCUUCAACGUCUUUGGCAAAGAACAUUUGACGAGCUUGCUUUC
Molecule: messenger RNA, 2190 nt
Organism: Stylophora pistillata
Lineage: Eukaryota; Metazoa; Cnidaria; Anthozoa; Scleractinia; Pocilloporidae
Product: gamma-aminobutyric acid receptor subunit beta-1
Biological process (GO): monoatomic ion transmembrane transport
Cellular component (GO): membrane
Molecular function (GO): transmembrane signaling receptor activity; extracellular ligand-gated monoatomic ion channel activity
Source: RefSeq, a predicted model, not a curated record